AUGGAAAUAUUUGAAAGUAUAACCAUUUUAGAUAAUAUUCGUUUUACCUCAGAUAGUUUUAAAAUUACUGUGUCACCUAGUUCUAUCGGCAUUCCAAACAAAAUUAUUGGACAACUUACGUUUCGAGAUAUACGAAGUGAUCAAAUAGAGGAAUGUGGGCAAUUAUUUUUUUUACUUGAAGGAGUCCAACAUAAUAACUUUCCAAUUUAUGUAGAAAACAGUACAGGUUUCAUUCGCUUUAGCCGUUUUAACAAUUUUAAUUGGCCAAAGCUGAUACAUCACAAAAUUUACAUGACUGUAAAAUUAUAUGUCAGCCCAAAUAAAGAAAUGGAUUCAUCGCGAAUUGUCAUCUCCUGGAAUUAUUUUACGAAAGAUCAGCAAGGAAAACAAUCGAAGUCCCAAAACGAUGAUUCCCAUCUGGAGAGGCUUAGAAGAAGUGUGAAUCCUUCAAACCUACAACUUCUCGUGACGAGAAGCGAUACAGCUACCAAUACAUUGUGUCCGACUGAAGUAAUAGCUCUAAGUGUUCAGCUUGGUCUACCUGCUGGUACAACUCCAAUAACAGUUGAAUUGUUUGGUCCUACUAAAGAUACUAUAAUCUACGGUUUUGUUGAAUUUAUUGAUAUUUCAUAUAUUGGAGUAAGAGUUUCAAACAGGGAUUUUUCAAUUGGCGUACGAAACACGACUAUAGAAACUGAUUACGAAUACAAAAAUACGUAUACAGCUGUUGAUUUAUCAAGUGUCACAGUGAUAGAUAUACCAAAUGUUGUGGAGAAUUAUAGUUUAACAUUGCGUUUUGCUGUUGGUUUGUGGAGUAAUAAUUCAAUAGUAGAUGGAAUGCAGUUUAUUUGUAACUGUAAAGUUUCUGACGGUAUUUCAGUGGUAACCAGUACAACUACAAUCACAUCACGUAAAUUAUGUACAGUUUUUCAACCAGAAUUAAACAUGUUAUCUAAUUUUCCAUACAUUGUACCGGGAGAUAUAUUGCUGUUUCAAGCAGAAGCAUAUUUUACAUUUGAAACCGGAAAUUAUACGUUCACAGUAUAUAUAAUCGGUUCCUCAUCUACUAUCAGCAACUUUGAAGUAAUUCUAGGUAAUGGAAUGAACUAUCCAGAAGGAUCUGAAGUUAGGCAAUCCGAAGAUGAUCUGACACUUACAAAACAAAUUGAUGUGCAAAUCAAAGGACUUAAAAAUAAAAAUGCUAGAGCGACAUAUCUGACUAAAUCAAACCGCUCAGUGAAAUUAAAUGCAUACAUACAAGCUGUAACGUACCCAUCAACGAGAGCAAUAAUUGGAUUUCGAUUCCGUUAUUCUCAAGCUGAUGUAAUUAUUCGUGAGAUUCAAAUACCUAUUAUAGCCAAUUAUAGAAACUUUAUAAAUGUUUCAAACCCUACUUUCAACUUUUCAGGAAUUUCAAGUCCAGCUAAAGUUGAAACAUUCGCUGAAGUUUUUUUCAGUCUUAGACUUCCUCCUUUAUCAAAGCAGAUUUAUGCUGUAGAAAUAGGCUUUGAUAACGUUUCUUUGGGUGAAUUCUGUUAUUCCACCAUCACAGAAGUUGGAAAAGGGAUCACAAACAGAACAACAGGGAUGAGACUGUAUACGGAAUAUAUGACUCAAAAGCUAACAAUGCAUCGAAGAAUGGCGGUAAUAAAUCUUGGAGUAUUGGAAAAUCCAGCAACAAACAAUACAGAUUAUUAUGUGAUUUUCAAAAUAAUUGUAAGACCAUGGAUGGAUAAAGCUUUUCCAACAAUCAGUGAAACUCAAAUUUAUGCACGGGUUUUCAUUACGGGUACACCUCAACAACGACAGUCCAUUGCAUUUUCUGUUGUCGAUGAGCCAAUUUUACCGAUUACAGCAAAUAAUUCACCCAACGUGAACCUUUACAAAACCGAACCUGCUCUAAGUGAACCUAUGGAUGCAUAUAACGGGAUUCUAUUUGCUGAAAUUUCUUGGGUUGAACAAGUGAUCUAUAGUCCCGUCAAGAUUUUACUUAGCAUUGUAGGUUCCGGAACAAAAUUAACUGAAAUAACAUUUAUUUCGAUUGGAAGGGCAUUGAUCACUGUAAUCCCCAGAGCUUCAAAUAUGUCAAUUACAAACAACACUGGUAUAAUUGAAUUACCCUCUGUAUAUGUUGUUCCCACUCCUUAUAAAUAUGACAAUAUAUUAGUCAUCAAGUAUUCGGUCAAAAUCGUCGGUACAACAAACUUCAAAGUUAUAUUAGAUGUUAUAACUGGAGGAUAUACAGCAACUAGUCAGGUUAACUUCGCACCGAUUGCUGCCGUAUCACCUCCACAAUUGACAAGUAGUCAAUUACCUUACUGGGCAAUCGACAGUUUGGCAACCUCUCGCAAUAAUAAUAGUGUAGUACGAGGUGCAUUUAAUUUACUUUCAUUCUCCAUGAUUAUAUGUUCAGGCGCAAGACAAACAUAUUCAGCUCAACUCUACGUUUUACAAAUUACAAAUAUUGUAACUUUUAUGAAGACAAAAACUAUUGUUUUUGGUCGUUCUAUUAGUAAGUCUGGAACCUCGUCCACUAUUGCCAAUGCUAAUACUAUAAACUUAAAUAUGGCUUCACAGUACUUUGAUAGUAGUGAAAGUAUCUCAAAUUCAAAAAAGGAAAGAUCAAUAAUCACUUUUCUUGUACCCUUAAAUGUCAAUUUAUUGGCAUCUUCAGUUGUUUCAGUGAGUGUUACAGUUCAAUAUGGAACACAAUCAGCUCAAACGUUCGUCAGUUUACCUGUUAUCCAGCCAGAAUCGAGUAUACCACAAACUUCUACCAGUUAUCAGAUAGAUGCCAUUAGCUUCCAAGACAGACCAUAUGAACGUACUUCCCUUGUCGCACUUGGACAAACUGUUCGACUUUAUAAUAAAAUUGGUCUUCCAAACACUAUGUGUACAACAUACUCAUUUGAAUUUACUAUGUCAUCCAAUUUAUGGCCAAUUGAUUUUCUUGAUGCACAACUCGUGAGCUAUAGUGAUUUUAUAUGGUCCACUAGUACUAUCAACCCUUUAAUAACUAAAUUAGGUUCACCAAUAUACAACAAAAUUACUAUGGACUUGGGAUCAUUAUGUGUUCCGGAAACAUACGACAAUCAGGUCCGCAUUGACCUAUUUUUUCGCCCAAGAAGUAAUUUUUCAGCGAGUACUGUAAAUGGAAAUAUAACUGUGUCUGUUCAAAGUUUGCUUACAGUGGGUACUCUAUCUAGUCCAUUAUCUCUGUCAACAGGCAUUUUUGUAUUUAAUAAAGAUGCACUCAUGAAAGAAAGUAUGUUUGUAUUACCAUCAUUCAGUGAAGACAAGUAUAAACCUUCGAUCAAAAACAUUACAAAUGGAAUUUCUUUUCAACCAGGCACAUGGACAAAGUUCUCAUUUAGAGUACAAGUACCAUUUGCCUCUUAUCUGCCUGAUUCAUCUAUCUUUGUGGGUGGUGCUAAUUCUAGUGCAGAGAAUGAAUCAAUUUUUACUGUUAAUGGUGCACUCUUAACUUUUGGAUCUAAUUUGGCUGGAUUACGUUUGGACCAAUUUAAACAAGUAUACUCAUCUACAUAUAUGAAUGGACAAAAGGAUUUGUUGGAAAUAAAAUUGGGAAAUGUUGUCAAUACAGGUGUUCUUUUACAACCAGAUUCAACCAGUAUAAAUGAAAAUGACAUAGCGGUUGAAGUAUCGAUUCGCUUAUCUGAUAGUAAACUUAGUGAUAAUGGAACAAAUGUUACGCUUCCUAUUCGAGUUAAAUUUGGUAGCCUCGAAGCUGUUAAUCAAAUGGAAGGCAAAGUGUUCAGGGUUGGUGAUGAAUUCCUUAAUCUACAGAUGAAUGUUAUAAAUUUAGAUGAAAACGUGACUGGUCUGGUAUAUAAUCCGAAUGAUACAAUAAACAUGAGAGCUAAAAUUCAAAUGAUGAAUAACUCGAAAAUGGAAUGUGGAAAACAAUGGCUAAAUAUUUAUCACAGUAUGGCCGUAAAAUCAGCAGAAAUUUUGUACUCCAUACCACCAGACUCUGUUCAGUUCAAAAGAAAUGAAACAAUAACUGUUAAGGAAUUCACACGUUUUCAAGCAAAUGGUUUCUAUUUUGAUAACAAUAUAGAUCUCUACUUUAAGCUACAGCUAAAUGACAAGAUAUUCAUUCCAAAUGGUAAAACAGAAGCAAAUCUAACAAUAGUUGUCGAACUUAUUUGUAUUACAUAUAAUCGGGAUAGAACUCUAUUAAAUUCAUGCAAUAAUCCGACAUUGAAAAGAAUCAUGAAGAAAGUUGUGGUUAAAACUAAACAACAAACUAUAACGGGUUCAGAUUGUGAAGAAGAUUUGGGCCUUUCUAACAGUAAAAUAAUUUUGCCCUGUCAGAUUACUUCAUAUGUGUCACCCUAUCUUGGAAAUACAGAAGAGCAAAUUAGAUUCUAUUCAGCGUCCGGUUGGAAACCAUUUGUUCGUCCAGGACCACAUGAUCCUUUGCGUUAUAUCACUAUUUUAUUCGGCCAACAGACAAAUGUCAGUAGAAUAGAUAUUAAUCUGAUAAACACAGCUAAUCAAGUUAUGAUUUUCCACUUGAUGGGAACCAAUGAUGGUCAAUCGUUCUUCGAUUUUAAGACAGUGUCAAUUUCCUACAUAAAUCAAAGUUAUGGCCGCAUAUUUCUUCAGCCAAAAUUUAUCUCAAGAGGAAUGCGAUUAAUUGUCAGUGAGACAACAAAUGAAAAUAAUGAUGUAUCUUUUACACUUGAACUUUAUGGAUGUAGACUUAACUUGGACAACAACACAUUUGAUCCAUGUGGUGUCCAAAAUGGUUAUGUGAGUUCAUCAAACAAUGGUGUACGAAGUUAUCUUUAUGCUGAUGGUUAUCUUUUCUAUUGUGAUGAAUUCCCCACCACAAUAAAAUCGUACCUUACUGAAAAACGGUGUUUCGUGACAUAUAACAAUGCUGACAUGAAGUGGACAGACUUAGGGCCAUUCAUUACAAAAGUCUUGAGUUACAUAAGUCCUAGUAAUAUAAUAUUUGCUCAAGGUCAAAACGAUGAUAGUAUCUUAUUGAGUAGUGAUUACGGAGAAAGAUGGACUUCCACUAACUUGUAUACACAAGUAGAAUUGACCAGAAAUGCAAAUUAUUACAUUAAUUCAACUAUUAUACCAUGGACUUAUGCUGCUGGAAAUUUCGAUCAAAGUGUUACUGGUAUAUCGUGUCAGUUAUACCAACAAAGUUCGUAUCAGUUUUGCUUUCAAGGCAUUUACAAAACUAAUACAAUGGUGUCUGAUUGGAACAGGAUUUGUCCGGCCCUCCCUUAA
This is a messenger RNA of Schistosoma margrebowiei, 5271 nucleotides long. The record is from the annotation of a GenBank genome assembly. NCBI's taxonomy places the organism in Eukaryota, Metazoa, Platyhelminthes, Trematoda, Strigeidida, Schistosomatidae.